Messenger RNA from Brienomyrus brachyistius, 4167 nucleotides. Its product is annotated as importin-4-like. Gene Ontology annotation, molecular function: small GTPase binding; nuclear import signal receptor activity. Bases 211 to 3465 code for a protein of 1084 amino acids. Gene Ontology annotation, biological process: protein import into nucleus. Lineage: Eukaryota; Metazoa; Chordata; Actinopteri; Osteoglossiformes; Mormyridae. Gene Ontology annotation, cellular component: cytoplasm; nucleus. The record is from RefSeq and is a predicted model, not a curated record. The transcript has 30 exons.
UGCUGCUGGCCCUUUAACUGCGGAGCCUCUCUGAGGUCCACGUGGCGACGGUGCGGACUCCAGACCAGCGGGGCGGCUCGCGUUCGGGUGGCUGCCACGCUUCGUCUUUCGGUGUUUUUCACCAAAGCUGCGUCAUUUAACCGUGUCGCUCGCCUCCUCACCUUUCAAGCCGCUGUUAAGGCUGAAUCUCAGACAUAUAACGCCGGCACCAUGACGGAAGACCUGGAGCGCAUUCUGUCCCAGCUGACGCAGGCCGACAGCGCCGCCAUCCAGCAGGCUACAACUCAGUUGAAAAUGGCCUUCAGAGACCCAGCAGUAAUUCCAGCGCUGUGUGCAGUGAUGAGUGGAUCACACGAUCCCCAGAUUCGGCAGUCUGCUGCAGUGAUGCUGAGGAUGCGGGUGAAGAAACACUGGAAGAAGAUCAGCCCUGACCACAGAGAAAGCCUGAAGGCUGUGGUUCUGCAAGCAUUUCAGCAGGAGACAGAACACAUGGUCCGGCACUCGCUGUCCCAGCUCAGCGCUGUGCUGGUGAAGCACGAGACGCCUGACCGCUGGCCCGAAUUGCUGAACCUUCUCAACCAGUCCACCAAGAGCUCCAAUCCCCAGGACAGACAGGUGGGCUUGCUGCUGCUCAGUAAAGUAGUGGACUCGAACCCAGAGGCCUUCAAACCUCACUACCGGCAGCUGCUGCGGCUGUUUGACACAGUGCUGCAGGACCUAAGCAGCCCCACUGCCUUGUACUACUGCAUUCUGACCCUGACGGCCAUCACUGCCCACACCGGACAGGGGGAGCUGAACAUGAUGCGCUCCCUUGUUCCAAGGCUGUCAGUCGCCAUAAGACAUCUUGUCAAGGCAGAUCAGGAUCAGGCUAGUGAGGCAAUGGAAGUGUUUGACGAAAUGAUGGAGAGUGACAUUUCCGUCAUGGUUCCCCACGUCUCCGAUAUCGUCCGCUUCUGGCUAGAGAUUGCUGUAGAUGCGUCUCUCAGCGACUCCCUGCGAAUGAAGGCUUUGUCCUGUACAGCUUUCCUCAUCAGACUCAGGAGCAAGGUUAUUCUAAAGCAGAAGCUGCUGAGCCCUAUUUUGCAAACUGUGUUCCCGGUGCUGAGUGCAGCGCCCCCUCCUGGGCAGGAGGACCCUGAGGAUCAGGAGGAUGCAGAGAAUGGUGAAGAUGCUGAAAGCCCCAAGCACUUGGCCGCUCAGGUCAUAGACACCCUUGCGAUGCACCUGCCUCCUGAGAAGCUCUUCCAGCAGCUGACGCCCUUCAUGCAGGCCUGCCUGUCUAGUAAGAAUCCCUAUGAGCAGAAGGCAGGCCUGAUGUGUCUGGCAGUGCUGGCCGAAGGCUGUGCAGACCACAUGCGCACAAGGAUGCUGCCCGCCGUGUUGCAGACUGUGUGUCAGAGUCUGUCAGACAGCAAUCAGCUGGUGCGCAGUGCUGGUCUCUUUGCUCUGGGACAGUUUUCUGAGCAUCUGCAGCCGGACAUCAGUAAAUACUGCACCGAGUUGAUGCCGCUGUUGAUGGGAUAUUUGUCGGGAUUGAAUCUAGCCAAGACUGGACAUGUAACGAAGGCCUUCUAUGCCCUGGAGAACUUCCUGGAGAACCUGGGUGUUGAAAUCCAGCCGUACCUGCCCACGCUAAUGGAGACCAUGCUGGGUGCUUUGAAUACCUCGGGCAACCUGAAGAUUAAAGAACUGGCUGUCAGCGCUAUUGGAGCCAUCGCCAAUGCCGCGAAGGAGAUGCUGGUGCCAUACUUUCCCCCAGUGAUUGAGAGCCUGAAGGCUUUCCUCAUGGACAUACGGGAGGAAGUGAGGUGUUUGCAGACCCAGGCUUUGGACACGCUGUCGGUACUGGCUCGCACCGUGGGGAAGGAUGUUUUUGGCCCCCUGGCCUCGGAGUGUGUGCAGCUGGGUCUCAACCUCAUGGAUGCUGUCGACGACCCUGAUCUGCGCCGCUGCACGUACUCGCUCUUCUCAGCUGUAUCCACCGUCAGUCCAGAGAGUUUGACUCCACACCUCAGCACCAUCACCUCCGCCAUGCUGCUGUCUCUCAAAUCCACUGAGGGUGUCACGGCUCACCCAGACGAAGAAGCCCAGUUUGUCCUUCUUGAUGAUGACGAUGAUGACGAUGACAGCGGUGAUGUAGUUUUGGAUGAGGAAGGAGAGAAGGAGGGAAAUGAGAGCGACAUUGCUGGUUUCAGUGUAGAGAAUGCCUACAUUGAUGAGAAGGAGGACGCCUGUGAUGCCCUGGGAGAACUCGCCUUUAACACUGGCACUGCCUUCCUCCCCUUCCUGGAGGUGACUUUCCAGCAGGUCUUUCAGAUGCGUGAUUUCCCCCAUGAGGACGUGCGCAGGGCUGCCUUCGCUGCCAUGGGCCAGUUUUGCUGUGCUCAGCACAAAGUGUGGCAGGGGAACCCCACGGAGGACAACCACCAAGCUCUGCAGAAGUUUCUGUCUGUGGUGCUUCCGAGCUUCCUGGAGGCCGUGAGGCAGGAACAUGAGAGGCAGGUAGUGAUGGCCGUGCUGGAGUCCAUGAACGGCGUGUUAAAGUCCUGCCAGGGGGAGGCGCUGCGGCCGGCUGCUAGGCUGGGGGAGAUCAGCCAGCUUAUCCGCAGUGUCCUCAAAAAGAAGACGGCCUGCCAAGAUGGAGGAGGUGACGGAGCCGAUGAUGAGCAGCAGGCUGAGUUUGACGCCAUGCUGCAGGAGUUCGCGGGUGAAGGGAUCCCCCUCCUGGCCUCUGCUGUGCCUGCCGACACCUUUUACCCAUAUCUAAAUGAGCUACUGCCCCUCGUCAUGAGCAAGGCCAAAUCCUCCUGCACGGUGGCAGAGCGCUCCUUCGCCCAGGGCACGCUGGCCGAGAUCAUGCAGUCGCUGGCGGCUGUGUCUGGCGGCAGGGCGGUCGCUGGGCGCCUGUCAAACCGGCUGCUGCCGGUGAUGAUGGCCGGGGUGCGAGACAGUGACCCAGAGGUGCGCAACAACAGCGUCUUCGGCCUGGGCUCGCUUGCCAAGGCUGCUGGGCCAAUUAUCACUGAGAAUUACCCUACGCUCCUCUCCUUGUUUUCAUCUCUCCUGUCCAAAGAGUCGGACAGGAGGGUCAUUGAUAAUGUCUGCGGUGCCCUCUGCAGGAUGAUCACUAGCAACACGCCGUGUGUGCCUCUGGAUCAGGUGUUUCCUGCUGUCCUCUCCCACCUUCCUCUGAAAGUGGAUCUGGAGGAGAACCGGACCGUAUUUGACUGCAUGGCCUUCCUGUACUCUCAUAAUCCCUCAUUGGUUGUGAGUCACAUUAAAGCUGUACUUUCUGCAUCCAGCCAUAUUAUAGGAACCAAAGACCUCGAUGCCGAUGGCCAGGAUACAUUGCUACUGUUUCUAAGAAACUUGGCUCAGCAUCAUUCGCGUGAAUUCCAGUGUGCAGUGAUGUCUCUUCCCAGUGAAAGGAAGACGGCGCUUGUGGCACUGGUCACGCCGGUGUAGACUCAUUUCAGUCCAUUUCGUUUUGGUUAAACACAGUCUACCCAGGGAGCUUCAGACUAAUGGAAAUGUCCAACAGCCAGCCGCUUGCAUUCACCAGUGAUGUGCCUCAGCACUUUGUAUGUUACAUAACAUAAACUAAGAACGUAACAAACCAGGCUUGUGCACUUUCUUUUACGCUGUCAUCUGCCGUCGCUGUCAGUUAGUUCCUUGCCGAAUAUAAGGGGAGGGGGACAGGAGACCGUGGGGGACAGGAGACCGUGUCUGCAUCUCUGAACAUGUCUUAGCAUCUUUUGCAUAUUUGCCUUGAAGAAAACUCCAGCACUGCUUUACUAAGGUCGUCACUUUCCAGUGGGGUCACCAAGGGGUCACGAUUUAUAAAUGGCAGCGCUCACUAAGGGAAAGCUUCUUUUUUUAUUUUUACCUGCUUUAUAAGGUUAAAUGGGUUAGACCCUCUGCUCUCUACAUCCAGAGAAGAGCCUCUGUGAUCUUGCAAGCUUCAGUGUGGUGUGACUCCAGCCCAUUCUGUACCCUCCAGAGGUUCUGAGGAGCCUCAUAGGAGACACACUGGACAGCAGGCUGUACGACACAUUUAUUUCUGCUUGCAUAUAUAAUAUUCAGAUAAAUCAGUUAUUUCCAGUUAGGCUGUUUUUGAUACCCACACUUAAAUGGCUGUAAGUACCUAAAUAAAUUCACCCGACUUUA